ACUCCAUCUUGAAAUUGUCCCGACCCGAGGAGGAGACGGACUUGGAAAAUCCAGGUCGUCCUACACGGAUUAACUGUAGUUUACGCCAAAAAUUCCGUCACAAAAUAGUGUUUCCGCUCCUUUCAUCGACUUAUUUAAGCCGAACCGGUUGUUUGGGCCACUUUGGAGCUGCCUUUCACUCCGCUGGAAGCCUUUUAAUCGGUUGUGUCCCUGCUGGAGCGGUCGGAUCCGGCUGUGGUUGUGGCCGGGCAGCCCCGCUGGACUGUCGGGUAAAGCUCGAGCUUCCCCGCGGAUUAAAAAGAAAAAAAAAAACUAUUUUUUUUUUUUAAUUCACUGUUUUCUUCAAAGGAGGCUUUGAUGUUUUUUAUUCAGCUGGAAAAAGAUAUUUUACGUCUAUGGUUAUGAGCUCAACGAGAAGUUUGAUUAAGCAGCGGAGUGCGCUUGGUUUGGAGUCCGAUGGAUGUUAGCCCUGGCCGGCUGUGGCUCAGCUCUCUGCGCCGCUCAGCUUGUCUGCCCAGAAUGCUGCUACUGACCUCGCAAGUGUAUGAAAACAGCGGGUCUGGUGCCACCAAGUCGCCCUCCAUUGCUUCGCUGUAAAACCUGGAAAUACCACCGAGCAUUCCCCCCUCCUCUCUCACCCACUCCUGGACAUUUUUGGAUUUAGCUUCCAUUUUUAGUAUAAUAUGUACAUUGUCCAGAUACUUUUCUCCUUUGGGGAGCAAGACAUUCAAUUUUAGAUUGUUUCUGUGUUUUUUAAAAAUCUUUUUGGAGGAGUUUCUGCUUUUAUAAAUCAUCCUUUCUGUGGACACAUUCGGAUGGAAAAUGGGAGACGCUACAAAACUGGCCAUAGCCGUUUUCCUCAUCUCCUGUUCUUCAGGUGCCAUUCUGGGACGCUCAGAGACGGAGAAAUGCAUCUACUACAACUCCAGCUGGGAGAAGGACAGAACCAACCUCAGCGGCACCGAUCUGUGCUACGGCGAAACGGACAAGCGGCGGCACUGCUUUGCCACGUGGAAGAACGUCUCGGGCACCAUUGAGAUCAUCAAGCAGGGCUGCUGGCUGGACGACAUGAACUGCUACGACAGCAGCGAGUGUGUGGAGAGGAAGGUGAGCCCCGAUGUGUUCUUCUGCUGCUGUGAAGGCAACAUGUGCAACGAGAAGUUCAUGUACGUCCCAGAUACGCAGGCGCCCAACGACACCGGCCAUUCCACCGCCUACACCACGUCCAACCCGUUCUCCCCGAAGCCGCCGCUCCUCAGCACCCUGCUGUACUCCCUGGUUCCCAUCAUAGGUCUGGCCGGCGUCGUCCUCUUCUCCUUCUGGAUGUGGCGGCACCACAAACUGGCCUACCCUGCGGCGCUUGUCCCCACACAUCACGCCUUUCAUAUUAUGGUGGAGGAUCCAGGACCUUCACCUCCUUCUCCUGUUCUGGGCCAGAAACCGCUGCAGCUCAUCGAGAUGAAGGCCAGGGGGCGCUUCGGCUGCGUGUGGAAGGCCCAGCUGCUGAACGAAUACGUGGCUGUGAAGAUCUUCCCCAUUCAGGAUAAGCUCUCCUGGCAGAACGAGUAUGAGAUCUACAGCGUGUGCGGCAUGAAGCACGAAAAUGUGCUCCAGUUCAUCGGCGUGGAGAAGAGGAACAACAACCUGGACCUGGAGCUGUGGCUCAUCACUGCCUACCAUGACAAGGGCUCCCUGACGGACUACCUGAAGGCCAACGUGGUUUCCUGGAAUGAGCUGUGCCACAUCGCCCAGACGGCGGCCCGCGGCCUGGCCUACCUGCACGAAGACAUCCCCCUACACAAGGAUGGACACAAGCCGUCCAUCGCUCACAGGGACAUUAAGAGUAAGAACGUGCUGCUGAAGAAUAACCUGACGGCCUGCAUCGCCGACUUCGGCCUGGCGCUGAAGUUUGAGGCGGGGAAAUCAGGAGACACACACGGACAGGUCGGAACCCGCCGUUACAUGGCCCCCGAAGUCCUGGAGGGCGCGAUCAACUUCCAACGCGACUCCUUCCUGCGAAUCGACAUGUACGCCUUCGGCCUCGUCCUCUGGGAGCUCGCGUCCCGGUGUACCGCCGCAGACGGCCCCGUGGACGAGUACAUGCUCCCCUUCGAGGAGGAGGUGGGCCAGCACCCGUCUCUGGAGGACAUGCAGGAAGUGGUCGUCCACAAGAAGCUGCGGCCCUGCCUGAGAGACUGCUGGCAGAAGCACACGGGUCUGGCCAUGCUGUGCGAAACCAUCGAGGACUGCUGGGACCACGAGGCCGAGGCCCGCCUGUCCGCCGGCUGCGUCGAGGAGCGCAUCGGCCAAAUGCAACGCCAGGCCCCCAUCAUCGGACCCGAGGAGAUCGUCACUGUGGUCACCAUGGUGACGAACGUUGACCUCCCGCCCAAGGAGUCCAGCUUAUGAUCGGCCGGUCGACCCAGAGGGGAAACAAACGUCCGACCCUGGUUGGUCGGCUUCCUGUUCCCUCCCCCUUUUUAUUUUUUUUUUAUGUUGGUCUUUUCUCCUUCUUGGUUCCUCGCCGCAUCAAGUCGAGAUCCGCCUCAUUUUGAUACGUGUGCCUGAGGAUUUUAAUGUUUGGAGGGUUUUUUUUCUCUCUCGCCAGGUGGGACGACGAUGCUUGGAGAUGGAAAAAAAGAAAGACAAACCCUGGUUUGAUCAUGUAUUGUUUUUAUAUCCACACACGAGACGAACACGGAGUAAUUUCACUGAACUCUCAGCGCAUUUUAAUGUUUCAAAACAAGAAGAAAGGAUAAAAACAAAAAAAGACGAGCGCGUGGCUCCUGAAGCGUUUGCUGUUCUUCUUCUUCUGUGGACGAUCGUUCUGCCAACAAAGCAACAGCUUCUGAAUGUUUAUAGUGUAAUGCUGCUGUACAUAGUGAAUCACGGAGCCGGACCACCUGGUAAUCAGCUCAUUGUAACGGAGGAGGGGGUCCAUUUUCAAACCAUAAACCUCCUUCAGCCGGCUAUACCUCAGUUCAGACGGACACCGUUGUUCCAAUCCUCCCCGCUCACCGCUACGACCCACCAACCGCCAGCUGUCCCUCCCUGCUCCCGUUCAUUUGAACUUGUUGGUAGAUCCAUGAAGUUGUCCCUUUUUAAAGUGGUUUCUUUUCUUGUUGAUUAGAUGUUUGAGAACUGGAUAUCUGUUGUUUAAUUCUCCUUUUUUUCUUUCUAUCGUUUUUCUGAAUUAAUCUCCAGAAAAACACAGACAAGACAAGCCGCUCAGUAUUCGGUUUCCCAGCCUGGCGUGCUGUCAGCUGAGCCAGCUUGCUUCGGAUUCAGUCGCACGCAUCUUUUAUCGUUUCGGGGGUUUUAGUACUAUCAAGAGUCUCCGCUGUCUUUUUGAUACACCUCAGGAAUCUUUGCUACUCGCCACGCCCAGACCCGAAACCGAUUCCUCCCUCUCUUCGGCUCGCCGCUCGGCUCAUUCAAAAGCCGUUCCUCUUCCAUGCUUUCUUCUCAGUCGGCUCCCAGGAAGCGGUGAGUCGAAGCAAGACCAGGAAGAAUCCCCCCAGCUUCCCUCCUCCAUCCUGGUGCCAUUUCUACCUGUCUGUAUUAGUUACUCUCGUCGAUGUCAGGCCAAACGGAUGUACUAGACGUUUUGAGGGACGUUGAACACUGGUGCCGGCAUACCUGCAGUCUCUCCUCAAGCUUCGGGGCGGUUUCCAGUGAGGCGGUUUGCAAACAUCAAGAGUGAAACAUGAGGAAACUUCUCUUAGAGGAUCAUGCUUUGAGUUUUAAUAAAACACUGUUUUGUAACGGUA
This is a messenger RNA of Cyprinodon tularosa, 3770 nucleotides long. RefSeq names its product activin receptor type-2A-like. Gene Ontology annotation, cellular component: activin receptor complex; plasma membrane. Gene Ontology annotation, molecular function: metal ion binding; activin receptor activity; ATP binding. NCBI's taxonomy places the organism in Eukaryota, Metazoa, Chordata, Actinopteri, Cyprinodontiformes, Cyprinodontidae. Gene Ontology annotation, biological process: activin receptor signaling pathway; cellular response to growth factor stimulus; protein phosphorylation. The transcript has 12 exons. The record is from RefSeq and is a predicted model, not a curated record. The coding region runs from base 823 to 2409 and encodes 528 amino acids.